Messenger RNA from Diaporthe amygdali, 279 nucleotides. RefSeq lists its product as uncharacterized. The transcript is spliced from 2 exons. The record is from RefSeq and is a predicted model, not a curated record. Lineage: Eukaryota; Fungi; Ascomycota; Sordariomycetes; Diaporthales; Diaporthaceae. The coding region runs from base 1 to 279 and encodes 92 amino acids.
AUGCGCCUCCUGAAUCUCGAUCCUGGUCUGGGACGCAUAAGAGCAUAUGGGAAUUCACGAUUCCAGAUGCACGGCACACAAAAUUGCAUUGAUGACGUUGAGCCGCGCGACAUUUCAUGCGCGUUGCUGGUCAUGAAGCUCCAGAUUGGGAUUGGAGCUCAUAUUUUGAAUCAGUCUGGGUCAGUACCAAGGUUCAUCCUCUCAAGGCUUCCCACAUUUCUACCCGAGGCUGUGGCUCCUGAUGUGCCUGCUUGGAUGAGCAUAGAUAUGGGUGCCUGA